CGCUAGCUAACCUAACUUUUUUUCUUUUCUGCAUGUGUAAUGUGUAAAUGUGUGUAGUAAACGUAGUAAAAGAUAAGUGAAUGUUCUCAUAAACACUAAAAUAUGUUUUUUACUAUAUUGGGGGCCGGAUAUUUAGUAUAUCUAGGGCUUUAUACGAUUUUAUUGUGCGUUAGUGAUUGUGAUGUACAAUUAUUCUUCUUGGAAAAGCUGGGAAAAUCACCAAGGCGCCUUAAGGGCCAAGUUGUGUUUAUAACAGGAGCGUCGAGUGGAAUUGGCGAAUUCACAGCUUAUGCUUUGGCGAAAUGUGGAGUUAAGUUGGUGCUGACAGCACGAAGACCCUACGAGCUGGAAAGAGUAAAAAAUAAAUGUAUUGAAUUAUCCAAAGGCUCUCUACAACACAACGAUGUACUCAUCAUACCGAUGGACGUCACCGACUUCGCAUCGCACAGAAGACACUUCCAACACGCCGUCAACCAUUUCGGCCGAGUGGACAUACUGCUCAACAACGCAGGGCGUUCGCAGAGAGCCGCGUGGGAAUCAAUCGAACUCGAUGUUGAUCGGCAGAUGUUCGACCUGAACGUGUUCGGAGUGAUCAAUCUUACCAGAGUCGCCUUGGAACACUUCGAGAAGGUCGGCAAAGGACACGUCGCUGUGGUUUCGAGCCUGGCUGGAGUUUUUGGUGCUCCAUAUUCGGGAACUUAUACUGCCACCAAGCACGCCAUUCAUGGCUACUACAAUUCAUUACGAAACGAAAAAAUGGGAAAAAAUCUUCACGUCACUCUGCUAUGUCCAGGACCGACGUUUACAAAUUUCUUGCAGGAGUGUUUCACAGGCAAGGACGGUCAGAACUUGAAUUCAUCGGUCCAGCCCACAGAUAGAAGAAUGACUGCCGAACGAUGUGGAUAUCUCAACGCCGUUGCGCUUGUCAACAAAACAAGAGAGUCGUGGAUGGCCAUCUUUCCUGUUACAUUAUUCACUUACUGUGCUGUAUAUUGUCCCAUGUUAUUUUACUGGGGUGUGAAGAUUAUCGGACCUGAUAUCAUUUUCAAAAUGAGAGAGGGUAGAAAAGAGGCUAUGCACACAGACUGAAUGAAGGUGGAGGGUGUAGAAGUAGAUAGCCUAAUCUUUCCGUAGAAUUAAUUAUUCUAUUUAUGCACAUAAUUCACUUCUUCGGUUGAUGGUACUAUUUCUUCUAAGGGUUUUUCAUUUAGGUGGUUAAAGGUAGAUUAGAUUUUAACUUUUCUUUGCUAAUAAUGUAUAAUGUAUGUAGGUAUUUAUAGAUUCAUUUUAUCAUUCAUCAUCAAUUCAUUCAAUUUGGAGUUUAUACCAUGAUUUAUAGAUCACAAAGAGCAAUAGAAAGUAAAAGAUAAAUUCCUGUCCAAUCCUUUUUUUAUACAUAAUUUUGCAUGCAUAGAAAUCGACCCACUUAAAAAUUUGGUAAUUUUUGAUGUCUCGAAUUUCUUAAACCUGUUAUCCAAUUCAAGUGAUUUUUUUAAAUGUGUUAUAGCCUUAUUUUUUUUAACAAUACCUCUGUAAUAAUGUUGUUACUAAACAGGUAAAUUUUCAUUGUAUACCAGGUGUACGAAUCAAACUGUGUUUUUUCUCAAAGUUCGCUGUGGAAUAUUCUAGCAUUCAUUAUAUACUGAAAUUAAAACCCAACUAUAGUAUCAUAUUUCCUCAACAUUCUGUUUUUUGAUUCGUUCGCUUAUGUUGGACCAUAAAAAAGUUAGGUAAUUUAACAACUAGCCAUGUUUUCCAUCAAUACAGGGUGUUUUUAAAUAAGUAUGGCAAACUUUAAGGGGCAAUUCUGCAUGAAAAAAUAAUGACAGUUUGCUUUAUAAACGUAUGUCCGCAAAUGCAUCGUUUCCGAGAUAGGGGGUGUUGAAAUUUUUCUUACAAACUAAUGAUUUUUUUUUAUUGCUUAAAACCAGUUGAGAUAUGCAAAUGAACUUUGGUGGGUUUUAAGACGUAGUUAAUGCACAUUUUUUGACAUACAAUUAAGAAUUUAAUAUUCACCAUUGGCGUGCAUACGGGUAAUACGUCUUAAAACCCACCAAAUUUCAUUUGCACAUCUCAACCGGUUUUAAAGCAAUAAAAAAUCGUUAGUUUGUAAGGAAAAUUUCAACACCUAUCUCGGAAACGAUGCAUUUGCGGACAUGUGAUUAUAAAGAAAACUGCCAUUAUUUUUUUCAUGCAGAAUUACCCCUUAAAGUUUGUCGCAUUUAUUUAGAUAGAAACACCCUGUACUGAUGAAGAACAUGGCUAGUUGUUAAAGUACUUAACUUUUUUAUUAUUCAACAUAAGCGAAUUAAUCAAAAAGCUAAAUUUUAAGAAAACCUGAGGCAAUAGUUGGGUUUUAGUUUCAGUAUUUAUAAAUGCUAGAAUAUUCCACAGGGUGAUGCGAACUUUGAGAAAAUACACAGUUUGAUUCGUACACCCGGUAUAAAAUUUACCUGUGUAGCAACAAUAUUAUUACAGCGAUAUUGCCAAAUAAUCAGGCUAUAACGUAUUUAAAAAAUCACUUAAAUCGUACAACCGGUUUAGGAAAUUCGAGACAUCAAAAAUGACCAAAUUUUUAAGUGGGCCGAUUUCUAUGCAAGCAAGUUUAGUUUGCCGGUUUGGAACAAUGCUACAAUGGUUUAAAACUAUACUAAUAUGUAUACUGCGUGCUACUAAUAUCGAUAAUGAAGGAAAUUGGUCCAUUGUAAUAAUGAUAAUUCAUAAACAGUCUAUUAGAGUGUAUCCGGUGCGAAGGACCAUGAAAAUGAUUAGUAGACGAAACUUUGCAGCUAUUCAGCUCAAAGAAUGCGGCUCUCUUGAAGAUGUGAAAUGUCAAGAUAUGACAACAAGUAAUCAGAAAAUCACCAGGUUUGAUGCAGGUUGUAUAAAAUGUAAUAAAUUGAAAGCAUCUGGUGGAAAGAUAUAAAUUGUAAGAAGAAAAAUCGUGGCUGAUUUUUCAACAUCUGAUAAUUUCUUUCUGAGCCUUUAAAAAUUAAGUGAGGACAGUGUGUAGCCCUUGAACGGCGACAUGUGCAUUUUAGCCUUAUAGCUAGUAAAUUCCAUAAGCAAUUCAUCCAUUUUAGAUUUUAUGCCAUAAUUCCGUGAUGAAAAAUCAGUAAGCCAAGCCGCACACCAAAGAAACAUGAAACGAAAAACAUGAAACAUGAAACGAAAAACAUGUUUCAUGAAAAGAAAACACUGCUAAAAACAUCUCAAAGUGCGCCUACUAAUGAAACGAGUGUGAUUCAUGCUCAUGACACAUUUUUAUUUUCGGAGAGUCUCAUAAAUGGCCGGAUAUAUAUUUGUUUAGCAGUGGUUUAUUUCCAUGAAACGUAAUUUACGUUUCAUGUUUCUUUGAUGUGCGGCCGGGCUAAAAAGUAAGAGAAUGAUUACAGUCCAAUCCUUUUUCUGUAUACAUGAUUUGCCAGCUUGUAAGAAUGCUGCAAUGGUUUAAAACUGUACUCUAAUACUGUAAAACUGUAAUAGUUAUACCUAUUUGUUACUAAUAUCAAUAAUACAGUAUCAAUACAUAAGGGGGUCAUCCCCUAUGUCAACAAUAAUAAACUGAAAGGAAGAAAAGUCGUGGUUGAGAACUAGCAGGAUUAACUAGAUGAUUUGACGGUUUGAAGUAAGGCUACAAUCUUUGAAAUAUGUAUGAGUAGUACCAUUUCUGCUAAUAUUGAUAAUACAGGACCAGUAGAUAAAGAAGUUUACUAACUAGCGUAUAUUGGGCUCGAAGGUCAUUGAAACAACUGAAGAAUACAGCUAUCUUGAACAUGAAUGUGUUCCUCUGGUGAAUACAAAUCAUCAGGACAUCAGGAGGCCACCAUUUUAUAGAAACUGAGCGGAAAGGAGUAAAUUGGAAAAAAAGAAAGGUUUUGGCUGAAAAGUAACCAAAGUUAAAAUAAUAAUAAAAAAUAUUUGGCAAUAUUCGUUGCAGAAGAAGGUAUGGAAGGUGCAUAAAUAAAAUAAAAAUUAAAUUCAAAUAUUUUUUUAUAUAUUUGUGACAUAGGUACUUAUGUGUUUACUUUUGCUGUUUUUUUGUUCGGUAGGCACAUGUGAAGGAAUUUUCAGAACGAUCUAAACUUAUUAUAUAAUUAUUUUACAUAUAAAAUGAAGAAACUCCUUCAUGUCUGUUUACCUAUGUAAAUUAUAUAUAUAUUCUCGGUCUCUUUGUAGAUUUUUGUAGAGCUUUGUUUCUUUCUGCUUUUACAUAUUAUCUGCAAUAAAUAAUAUUCAUUGUAUUCCUUAUCUUGGCAAAUAUGAGUGUAUAUAUGGUUUUUGUUUAAGUAAAGACUGAAUUUUUAAAAUAUAAUCUUUUCUAUUGAAUUUAGUACCAAAUGUAAUUUAUAUGUACAGCAAUAAAAUCAAGACUAUUUCAGAUAAUUCUUCCUGUUUAAUUCUCCUAUUCCUAAGCAGUCCUAUUUGCUCCGAGCGUUAACAAAGUGUCAAAGCAAAAUCGACCGACCUGCUCAUGGUGGCGGUUUUUUGAAAUUUUGUAAGGACGCUUUGUGUAUGUUUAAAUGGGACAUUUAAAAAAAAUACCGUGUCACGCUAGUGAUAUGAUGUAUUAAUAUAAACAGAA
Molecule: messenger RNA, 4585 nt
Organism: Diabrotica virgifera virgifera (western corn rootworm)
Lineage: Eukaryota; Metazoa; Arthropoda; Insecta; Coleoptera; Chrysomelidae
Product: dehydrogenase/reductase SDR family member 7
Exons: 7
Coding region: 103-1089 (328 amino acids)
Molecular function (GO): oxidoreductase activity
Source: RefSeq, a predicted model, not a curated record